Molecule: messenger RNA, 4499 nt
Organism: Oreochromis aureus
Lineage: Eukaryota; Metazoa; Chordata; Actinopteri; Cichliformes; Cichlidae
Gene: mxd1
Product: MAX dimerization protein 1
Exons: 6
Coding region: 958-1626 (222 amino acids)
Biological process (GO): regulation of transcription by RNA polymerase II
Molecular function (GO): DNA-binding transcription factor activity, RNA polymerase II-specific; protein dimerization activity; RNA polymerase II cis-regulatory region sequence-specific DNA binding
Source: RefSeq, a predicted model, not a curated record
AAGGUCCACAGUUGAAGUAAGCGCUGAACCCUCUUCUGCAAUUGACGGUUUUAACGCCGAAUAGGAGCUUGAGAGGUUAUACUCAGUAUCCAAUCACACUGCAGCACCCAGAAUCUUUGUACAGUACAGUAGAGAGCUGGUGUCCAGAUCAACAAGCCACUAUUUUGGAAGCUGUUUGACAAACAGUCACUGUUCUUCAGUUGAUGUCAGUCGCUAUCGGCGUUUCCAGCAAGACGUAUCGCGCGUUAAACCGGCGCAAAACUACCCAGCCACAGCUCUAAACCGAAAAGGUUGGAUGACAUCGUCGGCUGAACUUUAUAUCACAUAGCUCUUUUUUUAUAUAAAUAAAUUUCACAAGGCAAGUGUCUAGCAACUGUAGAUGCUAACGUUCUUUUUUCACUGGCCGAAGCUUUUCCAAAUACAACACAGAUAGCAAGAACUUUCCAUAUUUAAUUUGACAGCUUGACAUUGGCGCUAACGUUAGCCAGCCUUUUUUUUCGCCAAAUAGAGCAAUUCGCGGAUUAUUUUUGUAUGUUACACAGCCUUUCGUUUUGUUUGUAUCAACAAGCCGUCUUUUCUCGAAGAGCCACCUAUAAAGCUGACGAUAUUUAGCUGAUAUUUUGAUUUAAAGGGGAACAAAGUAACCUUAGCUCCUGAAGAAGUGUUAUUAGUGUCAGCCCUCACUAGCCAGCUAACACCAUAUCCUUAAUUUAACAACCACGGAGGAAGUUUGGCUUUUCGAACUGACUGGUGCUGCAUUCAAGGCCUUUAACUUUUAAAUAUCCAGAUUGACAGUGAAGGAGCAACUCUGUAACGCUCUCUCUGGCUCUUUAAAAAUAAUAACUGACAGAACAGCGAGCUCCCUAAGUGUGAAAAAGAAGCAGGACCCUGAAGCAGUCUGUGUACAGCCACGGAAUUCCUUUUCGGAUUGUUAAAUUAUCAGUGUUAUUGUUUAAAAUGGCGGCGAUCGGAAUGGUGCAGAUGUUGAUCGAAGCAGCCGAGUACCUUGAUCGCAGGGAACGAGAAGCUGAACAUGGCUAUGCCUCAAUGCCGCCGUUCAUCAGCAGCCGGGAGAGGGAAAGUUUGAAAAGGAAAAGCAAAAGCAAGAAAAACACAAGUAGCAGGUCUACACACAACGAAAUGGAAAAGAACAGACGGGCACAUCUACGACUGUGUUUGGAGCGCUUGAAAUCCCUCGUUCCCUUGGGACCAGAUGCUAACAGGCACACCACCCUCAGCCUGCUGAUGAAGGCCAAAGAUCACAUCAAGAGGUUGGAGGAGAGCGAGAGGAAAGCUCAGCACACUUUGGAGCAGCUACAACGGGAGCAGAGACACCUGCAGAGGCGUCUAGAGCAGCUGGGAGUGGAGAGGACCCGCAUGGACAGCACCGGCUCCACUCGGUCCUCUGACAAGUCCGACUCUGACCAGGAGGACCUGGAUGUGGACGUGGAGGGGACGGACUACCUGCUGGGUGACCUGGAGUGGAGCACCAGCAGCGUGAGCGACUCAGGGGACGAGCGAGGCAGCCUGCGCAGCAGCUGUAGCGAUGAGGGCUACUCCAGCGCCAGCCUGCAGCACAUGCAGAACACUCAGGAGAAGGCUAAGCAGCUGGGCUGCAGCCUAUAAACAGCACUGGUCACUGACCCAGCACCCACCUCUUCCCCUCAGCCCCCUCACCACUCCUUGGUCCCACUCCGACCUCACCUCCCCUUCCUGCCCCUCUUCCUCCCUCUUUACCAGGACUGACCAAGUCUGAGGCCUCUCCUCCAGCUGGGCCUCCGCAGACUUCCUGUCUGCACAGUGACUUCCAUUCAGACUGCAACACCUCCGAGACAUCCAGCCCAUCAUCAGCGGUCAGUCUUUAGGGUGUCCCCCGCUCUGCUCCGCACCGAUAAUACGAGCGGGACGUCAAAGACACUCCACCCCCCCCAACCAUCCCCACCCCCAUCUGACAAAAAAACAAAACAAAACACAACUUUCAGCCAGAGAAUGUUACCACACAAUGUCCCACUGCCUCUUUUUCUAUGCCUCAAGAGCCAUGGGAAGCACUUAUGAGAUUUCACCCAUACUUCACACACAUAACAUCAACUCGCACGUACACACACAGACCGCUCCAUCUCUCCCAAAGGUGUGAUGCUGACAGGGUGCGGGGCUUUUUUUGUUUGUUUUUUUGUUUUUGCGGCCUGCACACCGGUCGACCGUAUGUGCAUGGUACUUUGCACUUAAAAUUGCUUUUUUGUAAACAAAACUAUCACCUUUUUCAAACACUGUCCCUUAGCAAAGCCCCACCCCGCCCCAACCCUCCUGCUGCAGCCAUGGCAGCAAUGCCACCAGAUGAACUGAGUGUUUGAAAAACAUGUCAGUCGGCAGACUUUGCGGACACUAAAAUAGAGCGCGCGUGUGUGUGUGUGCGUGUGUGAGAGAUGUUAAACUGUCGACAGCAAUACGUCCCUCAGUACCCGGGCUUUGACAGGCAGGCUCGCAGCUGCCCUGUAAUUUUUUGUCCGCGCCUGCCCUUUAGAGCAAAAAGUAACAGAAAAACCAACAAAAAAGAAAAAAACAAACAAAAAAAAUCGUGCAGCAUGAGAUUGUGACUGGGGAGGGUUUGAUUGUUUUUAUGCCGCUCUCUGAUGACAGGGCAUUUAUUUUACUUCAUGUUUUUUUCAAACAUCAUCCCUUUCUUAUGUGUGCUUGUCAUGGAUACUAUGAACACCAGCCACUGGGCCCAAUACUGGUACGCUCUGGCGGGUGUCGGUACGUUUUUGUACACUACUUCUUCACUGCCCCAUUCACCAGGUAUUAAACAGGAAGGGAAUCUACUGAGAGCACAUUCCACUUAUGUAAAGAAGACAGGCAGGUGAGGCUGAGAGCAUUAUUUCAUUAUUUCAUUGUUUUGGUUUGCAAGUGGAUGUUCCUGCCAGUUAUUUAUGUAGAGAGUCCAGUUUGAGAUGAAGUGAGUCACACGGAAAUACAAAUGGUCAGCUUUGACUUUUCAACGGGAACACACACACACACACACACACACACACACACACACUCUCUCUCACACACACACACACACACACACACACACACAUCUCUCUCUCUCUCUUUCUCUCUGCUCACAGCUAAACUAAAGCAGUUUUCUCUCCCUCGCCUUGCCUUCAUAGCUAUUUAUUGUUUUAGCAGAAAUAUACACCUUUUAAUGUAAAUAGUUUACAGAAAGAUGUGUCUAUCAGCAGAUGUAUUUAUUAGAUAAAUCUAUAGAUGAAUAUACAAAAAAAAUCUAUUUAAUUAGUUAUAGCUUAUGUUCUUCUCGUGAGGUUUAUUGAGAGUUUCCUAUAUGUAGUUUGUUUGCACAGCCUAGUCAAUCCAUAAAAUAUUGAGAAAUGUCUCUUUGUGCCUCGAGGCUUUAGUGUCUGUCUGAAUUCAGCACGGUGCUCCUAGGAAGUGAUUUCUCUGUGGCUGAUUCUGAUUUUUCUUUUAGCCAUUUUCAAAGCCCAUAAGAGAAGGAUAAUGGGACAAAAAAAUACUGAACAACUUAAAAAAGAAAAUGAUUAGAAAGUAGAAAACGCGAGAGGAGCAGGUGUCCGGGUAGAGCGCAAUGGCGUUGCCGGUUCACCUCCCAUCACCCCUUUCCCUCCCCCCACGCCUGUGCCUCAGACAAAAUGGCUCUUGAGCCUUGUGAGAUUUUUUUUUCUUCUUCUUCUUUUUACCCCUCCUCUUCCUCCUCCUCCUCCUCCUCUUCGCGUUUGGUUCCCAGUCAUCACGGGCAGGGACAGGAGGCAGAUCUGUUGUCGUUUCUUCUGAAUGUACGCGUUAUCAACCCCUGCAGUCGUAGCAGCACGGUGCCAAAAGAAGCUCCCUGCGUGUUGUGCAUGCGCCACUUGCAGAUCUCAGUUUAAAGCAUGACGAUGGUACGCCCAAAAAACCAAAAACACAAAAAAAGAAAAAAAAAAAAAAAGGAAAGCAGAAAAAUAGAUAUGAGAUUGUUUAGUCGUUGAGUGUCGAACGCUGCUUAUUUUUGUCCAAACGGAGAGGGACUGUGCAGCCACGCUAACCAAGUGGGGGUUGGGGGGGUGGGGGUAUUGAAAAGUAGGUGUGAGUGGGCAGGUGUGUUCACUGAAAUGCCAUCUGUCGGUGCAUACGUGUGUACAGUAUGUGAGCAUGUGUGUGAGUUUACUGCAUUAUUGUCUUCAGAGAUAUAUUUUUUGGGGCAGUAGAGGGCGGGUGAUUUUAAAAACAUUGUAAAUCCAUGUUUCUGUUUAUUUGUUUUAUUUGAAGAAGAGCAUUAAUGUCUUUCUGUGGUAGCCACCAUUUUUUUUCUCUCCUCCCCAUCCAUCGCCUCAUUUCUGUCUUCCACUAAUCUCUGUGUGCGUGCGUGUGUGUGUGUGUGUGUGUGUGUGUGUGUGUGUGUGUGUGUAUUUGUGCCAUGCAACCAUGUGUGAGCAAUACACCCUCCUCCACGUGCUGCGUUGGCAUCAGUGGUUCAGGCAAAGUGUGUGUGUGUGUGUGUGUGU